Messenger RNA from Tetrahymena thermophila SB210, 2148 nucleotides. Its product is annotated as kinase domain protein. The record is from RefSeq and is a predicted model, not a curated record. Gene Ontology annotation, molecular function: protein kinase activity; ATP binding. Lineage: Eukaryota; Ciliophora; Oligohymenophorea; Hymenostomatida; Tetrahymenidae. Gene Ontology annotation, biological process: protein phosphorylation. The transcript has 7 exons.
CUUUUACUUUAUAUAUUAACAUUAAAUCAAGCUUUAAAACUUUAAAAUAUUUAUACAUAGAUAGAUAAAUAAUUAUUAAAAUCAUAUUAAAAGUUAUAAUAACCCACUUAAGUCAUAGCAUAGGUUAAAAGAUCCAAUAUUGUAAUGGGAAAUAAUUAAUCUAUAAACGCUGAAGAAAAGAAAUCAUAUAUAUAAUAAAAUUUGCAUUUUGUAAAAUAAGUUGAAAAUGAUGCAUAUGGAGAAGUUAAAAUUAUGAAAAAUGAACUCAACCAGGAAAUCUUAGCAGUUAAGUAGUACUCAUUUUAAGAUAGAGAUAGACUUGAUAAUUUCAUAAAGAGGACUGAAAAAAGAAAGUAACUUAUAAGUCCUUACAUAGUAGAAUUGAUUGAUGUUGAAGCUGACAAAGCUGAAGAUUUCUGCUCAAAUUUCUUUAAACUUUCUCUUGUAUACCAAUAUCAUCCAGAAAAUUUGUUUCAAUUAAUUGAGAAAAGAAAAAAACUUAGGAAAAGAUUCACUGAAUAAGAACUAUUCUUGCUAAUUGAUUGUGUUUCAUCUGCUUUGCUUGUAUUUGACUCUUUUGAAUUGAGGCAUGGGGAUAUAAGACCUCAAACCAUAUUAAUAUCUCAAGAUAAUAAAUUUAAGCUUACUGAUGUAAAAUUCCUCACUCAAUUUUCUUAAUACAAAAGGCUACUAAUAGGAGUUUCUGAUACUAACUAUCUAUCUCCCUAGCUAUUCUAUCAAAUGGAACAUAGGAUAGCUAAUCCAGAACAUAAUGAAACAAUUAGCGAUAUCUUUUCAUUAGGUUUAAUUUGUUUAGAAAUGGCUUCAAUGCGUAGUAUUUAGGGAAUUUAUGAUCCAGAAACAUUUUAAAUAUAAGAAGAAAAAGUGGAAAAGAUAAUUUAUUAAAUGAAAGAGGAUAAAUAUAGUGAGAGUUUAAUAGAAUUAAUUUUACGAAUGCUUCAAAUAGAAGAAAAUGAUAGAAUUAAUCCUUAUUAGAUAUAGUAGUAUUUAGAUCCCAUAAGAGACUCUUACUAAAAUAUCAAAUUAUUGUACACAACCACAAAAUUUGGGGAGAGGUCUUAUAUUGGGGGAGAUCAUUCAUAAAAUCCUUUUAGUCAAUAUUCUCAAAGUUAGUUUAAUUCACCUGAUUCUUAGUCAAUAAUUGUUAAAAACCAUAGUGCAUUUUUGAGUAGAAAAUAGUCAUUCAAUUAAUCUAAUGGAGUAUUUACAAAUAGAGAUGGAACAAAUGAACAAUAGUUACAACCUCCUGCUAUUAUUGAGCAAGCACCUAACCAUUCUUAAGCUUAAUCCUAAAUCUAAAAUAUUGAAGCUACAUUUUAGCCUAAAUAAGAAGACUAAAGAAAACAUGCAAAAAUGAGCCACUAGAUUGAUGAGGAUUUGAAUGAAGACUCAUAAGUACUUAAAUAAAUGUAUUUAGAUUAAAAAUAAAAUGAAGGCUACUAACAACAAAACGAAGUUUAGCAGGAAAAUUAUAAAAACUCAAAUUACUAAAACGAUGACAUGCAAGAUUACUGGGAGAAAAGCUUACAUAAUAUAGAUUAAGAUGUUGAAAAUGUACUUAAUGAAACAAUAAGACUUUAGUAGUAAUACAAUAAAAUGCCUAAAUUGAAUUUAGAUGAAACAGAUAUUGAUAAUUUAAUUACAAGAAGAUUGGAAAAUAAAAAUGAAUCUUUGAUGAAUACAAUGUAUCAACAUAAGCACUCACAUUCCACACACAAUACUUUAGCUUAACCACUUUCCAGCUCUAAUUUUCACAACACUUAAAGACAAAGAAAUAGCAAUCAGAGCAUAUCUUCUAAACACUAUUUGCAUUCUGAUACAAGGUCUCUCUCAAAUCUCUCAUAAGCUAAAUUGGUAAACACAUUAAAUAAUACAAGAUAAAACUCACCAAAAAAUGAAUAAUAACAAGAAUUAAAUUAAAAAAAUGCAAUUCCACUUUCUUAAGACUACAUAGAUAAGUAGUAAGGUAACAAUAAUCUUUAUGAUUUGUACUUAAAUGAGUAUAAAAAACUAGUAAACAUUUAAAAUUAAUAAAAUUAAAAUAAUCAAGAUAGCUAAAACUUUGCUAUAAACUCUCAUCAAGUGAAGCAUAAAUAGUCAAAAUCAUUUUAUAAUUCUAAAUAUUGA